ACGCAAGCCAAGCUGACACAUCCAAUCAUGGGGAAAUAUCCAGCACUGGCGAUCAGUCUCUGGUGACAAUGCAUUCAAGGCGUUGCAAAUGGUCGUGGCUGUUGACGAUAAUAAUCUUAUUGGUCGUCAUUGUGGUACUAACAGUGGUGGUCUUAGCAGUCUUACUGCCUGUUCUCACACUAGAGCUAUCUCAUUCUGAUACAUCAACUUCACCUCCACCCAUCAUAUACACUACUGUUUCUGAAUCUCCAUGGACAACAUCAACUCCGCCAACUAAUGUUUCUGACGAUUCUUUAGUGUUUCCUGCAAUUGCUGUAGCAGACAUGACUACUGUCCUUCCUGUAUCAGAAAAAAACCUAAGCAUCACUGUAAACAGCAUAUACGAACUGCCUGGGGGGUAUAUAAUCUUUGUUAACUCGUUUAUCAAGCAUGCAUAUGACUCGAUAACUUUCACUGUAUUCGAAAAAAUCCGGUUUUCUCACGGAUCUCUCAUUGUCUUCACAGUCAAAGAUUGUCAAGAACUGGAUGUUGACCGUAUUGCUGUGGAUAAAUCGAUCUCUCUGAGCGUAACUAGACCAAUACAACACGUUGACGAAGGUUAUUAUUUGGAUGGGUCCAGUCUAACAUAUUCAAUUACCCCAUCUCAAGGUAUUGUGUCCAGCUCAUGUGAUUGCCCAGUUAUUCUAGUGAUAUAUGAUGACCUGGAAAUAUAUAUCGAGUUUCUUAAAACUGGUAUACAAACUGGUUUUAUCGUUGACUUUUGCUUCAAUCGAGACGAGCUGUCUACAAAAAUAGUGGUCGAUAAAAACUCCUAUUUAUACGCUGGUCUGGUGAUCUGUACCACUAUUGUACCUACUACCAUCAAUCUACGCAUCUCUGGAAUUUCUCACCAGUAUAAUAUCCAUGCGAUUAGUGAGAAAUCCUGCGUCAUUUUUUAUGACAAUAACAUCAACCGCUGUACCAUUUCACUAUCUACUAGUAUCACUAUGGCUGAGGACAAUGAUGAACUGUGUAUUGUUGCUCUAGUAUUUCCUGUUAAUCGUACUAGUGUUGAGGGUGUGAGUGUUGAGGGUGUGAGUAUCAGCAAUGGCAAACGGAGCACUCCAAACUUAUUUGCUUUGGUGUGUGCAAUAUUCAACUUCAUGGUAGUUGCUAAGAUACUGUUGUAUAUACUAUAAUUAUGUAUACAUUAAAAUUAUAUAUGUU
Halichondria panicea is the source of this 1206-nucleotide messenger RNA. RefSeq lists its product as uncharacterized. Bases 69 to 1178 code for a protein of 369 amino acids. The transcript has 2 exons. NCBI's taxonomy places the organism in Eukaryota, Metazoa, Porifera, Demospongiae, Suberitida, Halichondriidae. The record is from RefSeq and is a predicted model, not a curated record.